This is a messenger RNA of Marmota monax (woodchuck), 4067 nucleotides long. RefSeq names its product solute carrier family 46 member 3 (gene Slc46a3). Gene Ontology annotation, cellular component: lysosomal membrane. The record is from RefSeq and is a predicted model, not a curated record. The transcript has 6 exons. The coding region runs from base 416 to 1801 and encodes 461 amino acids. Gene Ontology annotation, biological process: vacuolar transmembrane transport. Gene Ontology annotation, molecular function: transmembrane transporter activity. Lineage: Eukaryota; Metazoa; Chordata; Mammalia; Rodentia; Sciuridae.
UACAGCGCCGGCUGCGCAGCCCCGGCCCUCUCCCCACCACCCGGGCUGAGUGGCCCUCGCAGCCGCCAGUGCCCCAGCGCUGGGAGCUGCCCUAGAGCCCGAAGGCGCUGCGCCAGCGCGGGGCAUCAGGAGUCUGACCCCGAAAAUGCCGGACCUCCUAGCCCGGCAGGCAGACUAAUCGUGGGGUGAGUUACAGAAAGGAAAAAGAAAAAACCCCUUCCGAUUAAGAGUUUUGCUUUUCAGACUCCUUCCCUGCCCAUUAACACGCAGCAAAAUGACAAUAACAGUUGCGUAACUGCGGUAUCCUAAGGAAACUCCUUUGUUUACCUUAUGAAAACCAGCUGGUGAGAUGCAGUCUGACCAUUGACUCACCCACAGCGGGGAGAACUGGAAUUCAGCCACCUACCCAAACAAUAUGAAGAUUUCCUAUGUUGAACCUGCCAUUCUCCUUAACUCCUUUGCUCUGUCUUUGAUCUCUCCACUGACGACACAAUACCUGUAUAGGAGAAUAUGGGAAGAAACAAGCAACUACAGCUUUGCCCUUGAUAACAAUAUUUCUGAGUGUGACAAAAACAAAAGCAGCCCAAUUUUUGCAGUCCAGAAGGAAGUUCAGGAAAAAGUGUCUUUAUUUAGCCUACAGAUGGAGAUAAGUGGUUUAAUUCCUGGCCUGUUGUCUACGUUCAUUCUUCUAUCUAGUAGUGAUCGCCAUGGGCGAAAAUUCCCUAUGAUUUUAUCUUCCGUUGGUGCUCUUGCAACCAGCAUUUGGAUCUAUUUGCUGUCCUACUUUGCCUUUCCAUUCCAGCUUUUGAUUGCAUCUACCUUCAUUGGUGCAUUUUGUGGCAAUUAUACAACAUUUUAUGGAGCUUGCUUUGCCUAUAUAGUUGAUCAGUGUAAAGAAUCCAAACAAAAAACAAUUCGAAUAGCUAUAAUUGAUUUUAUGCUUGGACUCGUUACUGGACUAACAGGACUGUCAUCUGGCUAUUUUAUUAGAGAACUAGGUUUUGUAUGGUCAUUUUUAAUUAUUGCUAUAGUUCUUACUGUUAACUUGACAUAUAUUUUAUUUUUACUUGAUAAUCCAACGAAAGAGUCUUCAACUCAGAAUGUUACCAUAUCAUGUAGUGAAGGCUUUAAAGACCUAUUUUACCGAACUUACAUACUUUUUAAAAAUGCUUCUGGUAAGCAACGGCUUUUGCUCUGUUUGUUACUUUUUACAAUGAUCACUUUUUUCUUCGUAAUAAGUGGAAUUUCCCCAGUUUUUAUCCUUUAUGAAUUGGGUCCCCCACUCUGCUGGAAUGAAAUUUUUAUAGGUUAUGGAUCAGCUUUGAGUAGUAUCUCCUUUUUGAGUAGCUUCCUAGGAAUUUGGCUUUUUUCUUAUUGCAUGGAAGAUAUUCAUAUGGCCGUCAUUGGAAUUUUUACCACCAUAGCAGGAAUGGCCACAGCUGCUUUUGCUAGAACUACACUGAUGAUGUUUUUAGUCCGGGUGCCAUUCCUUUUCACUAUUAUGCCACUCUCUGCCCUGCGAUCCAUGUUGUCAAAAGUAGUCCGUCCUACUGAACAAGGUACCCUGUUUGCUUGUAUCGCGUUCUUAGAAACACUUGGUGGAGUCACUGCAGUUUCUGCUUUUAAUGGAAUUUAUUCAGCCACAGUUGCUUGGUACCCUGGCUUCACUUUCCUGCUGUCUGCUGGCCUGUUGUUCAUUCCAGUGAUCAGUCUAUGGGCUGUCAAAUGCAUAAACUGGAGGGAGGAGAGCAACGCACUUCUUGUACAGGAAGAGUCCAGUGAUGACACUUCAGACAGAUGACUGUGUACAGUGAUACACCCAUCAUAUACUGAGACUCCUGAAGAAUACAGACUAACUGCACGAUCAGUGCUUCAUUAAUAGUCAAUAUUACAUAUCCUUCCUUUCUCAUAAACCCGACAAUCGGAGAAACAGCACCUGGCUUUCGCUUUGAGCACUUUGUGCCCACCAUGCACUCUAUUUCCAACACAAGGAAGAACAAUCUUCAAAACACUUUGCACUUUUGGACUUACAAAGAAACCACAACUAAAAAGUGGAAGGAGGGAUUAAGAAACUGACAUGGUCAAAAGCAAUAAUUUCGCUGACAUACUCUAGUCUCUCAUGCUGAAACCCAAGGAGAAGAUUUUUACCUCAGUUUCUUCACUGGCAAAACAGGUUUCUGACCUGUCUCAGGGAUUUUGAAGGUACAAUGAAAAAUUAUAUUGAGUAACUCAAUGAUAUGAAAAUAAUGGUGUAAAUUACAAAUAUUUAUCAUUUUGUCUAUUCCUGAGUAUUGCUUUGUUUCAUGGAGCCCAUCAAGGUACAAGCAAUAGACAAAGCCUUUAAUAGUACAAGAUUCUUAAAAGAGAAGCACUUUAAAGCAUAAUCAUGUCACACAGGGGUCACUGGGGAAACAUAAGACUAUAGAUAAAACUGUCCUAAAUAAAUUUAAAAUCUGAGUAAACUGCUCAUUGUGGACAAAAACCCCCUAAUUAUAUUCAUUCCUUAAGUCAGUAGAAGGACACUCAUAUUCCAUAAACCCUGGCUGAGAAUUCACUUCUAACCUUUCUUACCCACUUCUUGUUCAUCCUCCCCACUGCACUGAGAAAGGCAUUCUAAAAUGGGUUUUGCACUCUACAAAUCAGAAUUCUUCAGUAGCUGUCUGGAAAAUGACCAAACAAGUAAACUACCACAAUUUGACCCCUCUCUAUUUCAUAGUGAAAUGUUCAUUCUGGGCUCUACCAUAGUCCAGGAAACACCAUGCUCUCUCAAACCUCCAUGGUUUGUGGGUACUUUUUGGCAGGGGUGGGGGGAGGGGAUACUAAGGAUUGGACCCAGCGGCACUUAACCACUGAGGCACAUCCCCAGUCCUUUUAUUUUUUAUUUUGAGACAAAUUCUAAUUUGCUUAGGACUUUGCCAAGUUACUGAGGCAAACUUCAAAACUGCCUUAGCCUCUCAAGUUGCUGGGAUUACAAGUAGGCACCUUAAUGCCUGGCUCCAUAGAUUUUGUUUUUGUUUUUUGGCUUUUUGGUACUAGGAUCUGAACCCAGGGGGAACUGUACCACUGAGCUAUAUCCCCAGCUUUUUUAUUUUAUUUUUUUGUGGUGCUGGGGAUUGAACUCAGGGCCUUGUGCAUGCGAGAGCUUUUUAAUUUUUUAAGACAGGGCCUCACUAAAUUGCUGAGGCUGACCUUGAGGCUUUGAUACUUCUGUCUCAGCCUCCCAAGUCACUGGAAUUACAGGCAUGUACCACUGGCACUGAUGCCCCCAUGUCUUUUUACAGUUUUAUUUGCCCUUCCUCCCACCUAACAUUAAAACUUCUGUCUUAGCAACAAUAUUGCUUCCUUUCAGUGUUCUUGAUAUUUGGCAAUAAUCCCCAAGUCCCUGCAGGACUCCCAUGCCUUUUGUAUAUACAGUACCUCCAUCCUAGUGUUUUCUACUGUCUUAUAAUCCUUCCUCCUAUUGGACAAUCAUCUCCUUGAGGACCAGAACACUCUGAUUACUUACAGUAAUAAUGCUUAAUAAAUUUGUGGGGCCAAACUAAAUGACUAUAAAAUUUUAUUUGUAUUUGUAAAAAUCAUUUAAAACUAUAUAUUUAAUGUGAUGUGAGGAUAAGCACUGAUAUCAUGCCAUAGUUAUUAAACCAACCUUGCAAAAAAUUGCAAUAUAUUCUAGGGUAGUUGAUUUAUACUAUUUUCAUAGGUACUUCAAUAACUUCAAUUUUCUAAGUUGUCAUUAUAAAAACACAAAUGUAUUGAAGUGCCAUUAGUUGGUCAACUUCUUGUAAUCUCCUAAAAGCAAAUACAGUCUUCUGUUUCAUAGUACUGGUGAGGAAAUGUUUUUUGUUUUUAACUGUAAGGUAGUCAAUGAUUGCUUGACCAGCAAAUGGUACUUGUGAUUUAAUAUACUAGAAAUUCUAAUUUCCAAGGCCAUUCCUUUUAGGUUUAGCUAAUGUCUUCCAGGCUGAAGACCCAUGUAAUAAUUGAAUGAUUCUCAGAUUGAUUGAUUUUUGUUUUUCAUCCUGUUCAAUACUCUUUUCAAACCAAAAUAAAAAGCAGAUUGUGGUUUA